Molecule: messenger RNA, 1483 nt
Organism: Nyctereutes procyonoides (raccoon dog)
Lineage: Eukaryota; Metazoa; Chordata; Mammalia; Carnivora; Canidae
Gene: ENO3
Product: enolase 3
Exons: 12
Coding region: 95-1399 (434 amino acids)
Biological process (GO): glycolytic process
Cellular component (GO): phosphopyruvate hydratase complex
Molecular function (GO): magnesium ion binding; phosphopyruvate hydratase activity
Source: RefSeq, a predicted model, not a curated record
AAUGCCUGGCCUGAGGGGGUGAGCUGACACUGUCCCAGCUGCCACCUAGGCUCAGAGCUCACCUCGACCCCCCCCCAGCGGAGACAUCCCAGCCAUGGCCAUGCAGAAAAUCUUCGCCCGGGAGAUCCUGGACUCCAGGGGCAACCCCACGGUAGAGGUGGACCUGCACACGGCCAAGGGCCGAUUUCGAGCAGCUGUGCCCAGCGGAGCCUCCACUGGUAUCUACGAAGCCCUGGAACUGAGAGAUGGAGACAAGUCCCGCUACCUAGGGAAAGGUGUCCUCAAGGCUGUGGAACACAUCAACAAGACCCUAGGCCCUGCUCUGCUGGAAAAGAAACUCAGCGUGGUGGAUCAAGAGAAAGUUGACAAAUUCAUGAUUGAGCUGGAUGGGACAGAGAAUAAGUCCAAGUUCGGGGCAAAUGCCAUCUUGGGUGUGUCCCUGGCUGUGUGCAAGGCUGGAGCGGCAGAGAAAGGGGUCCCACUCUACCGGCACAUCGCAGACCUCGCCGGGAACCCUGACUUAGUCCUGCCCGUCCCUGCCUUCAAUGUCAUCAAUGGGGGCUCCCACGCCGGGAACAAGCUGGCCAUGCAGGAGUUCAUGAUUUUGCCCGUGGGAGCCAGCUCCUUCAGGGAAGCCAUGCGUAUCGGCGCCGAGGUCUACCACCACCUCAAGGGUGUCAUCAAGGCCAAGUAUGGGAAGGAUGCCACCAACGUGGGGGACGAGGGCGGCUUCGCACCCAACAUCCUGGAGAACAAUGAGGCCCUGGAGCUGCUGAAGACGGCCAUCCAGGCCGCUGGCUACCCAGACAAGGUGGUGAUUGGCAUGGACGUGGCAGCAUCUGAGUUCUAUCGCAACGGGAAGUACGACCUGGACUUCAAGUCACCUGAUGACCCUGCUCGGCACAUCAGUGGGGAGAAGCUGGGCGAGCUGUAUAAGAGCUUCAUCAAGAACUACCCUGUGGUCUCCAUCGAGGACCCAUUUGACCAGGACGACUGGGCCACCUGGACCUCAUUCCUCUCGGGGGUUAACAUCCAGAUUGUGGGGGACGACCUCACAGUCACCAACCCCAAGAGGAUUGCCCAGGCCGUGGAGAAGAAGGCCUGCAACUGCCUGCUGCUGAAGGUCAACCAGAUCGGCUCCGUGACUGAGUCCAUCCAGGCCUGCAAACUGGCUCAGUCUAAUGGCUGGGGGGUGAUGGUGAGCCACCGCUCCGGGGAGACGGAGGACACGUUUAUCGCCGACCUCGUCGUGGGGCUCUGCACAGGGCAGAUCAAGACUGGUGCUCCCUGCCGCUCGGAGCGGCUGGCCAAGUACAACCAGCUCAUGAGGAUUGAGGAGGCUCUCGGGGACAAGGCUGUCUUUGCUGGACGCAAGUUCCGUAACCCGAAGGCCAAGUGAGAAGCUGGACGCCCCAAGACCCCAUGGGACCCAUCUGGGCCCUCAAGCCCUUCCCUGGGAAAUAAAACAGUGGUGGCAACUGAG